Arctia plantaginis is the source of this 645-nucleotide messenger RNA. Lineage: Eukaryota; Metazoa; Arthropoda; Insecta; Lepidoptera; Erebidae. The record is from the annotation of a GenBank genome assembly.
AUGACUGAAAAUUUUUUCAACACGAGAUUUGUCAUCUUGGCCUCUCUUUUAUCAGCUGUCGGCGUAAAUGGGAUACCCACUAACGGGUACACGGUAAACGAAGGAGCUGGAAAAGAAUAUAAGUUGGUGUAUCAGUCACGGACCUGGAGCUCGGCGGAGGAAACCUGCAAGCGUGAUGGGGCUAAACUCGCGGUACCAAAGUCGAAGGAAGAAUUCGAAUUCAUUCAGAGGCUUGUCCGUGGCAUGUAUUAUCCGGCGAUAACUGGUACCUCAUACAAGUUUGUGGUCUGGGUCGGUAUCAAUAACCUGGAAAACUACAAAGUCUGGAAAAACGUCGAGGGUGAAAAUAUAGAAAACUCUGGAUAUUACACAUUUUCUGGCGAUAAUGGCAAAGGUUACAGUGAUAACCCUGCUGAGCCGCACUGCGUUGCGAUAGAUCCUGCCAACCCAGGUCUGAGGGAUUGGUGGUGCCACCACCAGCAGCCAAUCAAUCUAUGUGUGACUUCGGAUAAGAAUACACUUGUUUUAUUAACAUUUGUGAGUGAUUAUUUGGGAAUUAACGUGAUCUGGGUUUGCUCGUGCCCACGUCAAGUGCAACCUGGUCAAAACAUUAGGCAAUUAAAAGAAUCUGAAGGCAAAGAGUAA